AUGGCGCACAGGCGGCGCUCCUCCCUCGACUUUGCGUACGGCGGUCGCCCGAGGGAGACGGCGGCGCGGACCUUCUACCCGGGCCUCGCCCUCGGUGGUGGCGGCGGAGCGGGCGCCACGGCCGCCGCCCUGGCCGCGGAGUCUUUGGGCGCGAACGGCGCGGCGGACGAGAAGGCGGAGAUGCGGGGUCUGAACGAACGCUUGGCGGAAUACAUCGCCAAGCGGCCGAGCGGCCGGGUCCCCGCGAGCGACCCCAAGCCAAGUCCCGUGACGCGCGGCCCUGGAGCCUCCCCUGGAGCGACCGCCAUGAACGGCGCAGCCACCCUGGGGACCUUGAAGCCGCUGAGGCAGCACCCUGAACGACCUUGUCCGAACCUGUGCAAGGUACAUUACCUGGAGGGCGUGAACCAUGAGCUGGAGGUGAAGAUCAAGGAGCUGCUCAAGAGUGGCCAUGGCAAGAUCCAGGGCAGCAGCAGCAGGUUCACUGCGGCAGAGGAGCUUUGUGCCAAGAUCAAGAGCCAGAUCGUGGACAAUGCGCGCGCCGGAGUGAAGAUAGAAAAUGCGCGCCUGGCAGCCGACGACUUCCACUACAAGCUCGAGACGGAGCGCAGCGCUCGCAGCUGCGUGGAGGAGGACAUCGCCAGGCUCUACGCGCUGCUGGAGGAGUACGGCGUGGCGGGCGCGGGCGCCGAGGCGGAGAUCGAGGCGCUGUCCGAGGAGCUGCACUACAUCAGGAAAACUCACAAGCAGGACACGGCCACCCUCGGUGCCCGGCUGGAAGCGUCCUCUGUGUCCGUGGAGGUGGCCAGCACCAAGGGGUCGGACCUGAGCGAGAUCCUGGCCGGACUGCGCCGGCAGUACGAGGCGAUGAUCGUCAAGACCCACGAGGAGAUGGAGUUCGCCUACAAACAGAAGAUGGACACGGUGAACGUGACGGUUUCUGAAAAGAAGCAGGCCUCCCAGCUCGUCAAGGACGAAAUCUCGGACAUGAACCACUCCACCCAGAGUCUCCAGAAGGAGCUGGACACGCUGUGGGGCCUGAUCCGGUGUCUCGAAGAGCAGCUGAGAAGCGCAGAGGCGUUGAACGCCGAUAGCCUCACGGGUUACAGCAGCGCCAUCGGCGCCCUGGAGUCCGAGCUCGAGAAGCUGCGAGCAGACACCCACCGGCAGAUGCACGAAUACUCGCUGCUGCUGAACGAGAAGAUGAAGCUGGAGCAGGAGAUAUCCACCUACAGGACCUUGCUGGAGAGCGGACACAGUCGGCUCGACGACACCUCCGGUGCUGCCGCUGCCGCCGCCGCCGCCGCUGCUGCUGCGUCUUCCGGCAAGGAUGAUGGAGACGGCGUGGGGACCACCGCCGCUGCUGCUCGGGGUGGAGACGAAGACAUCGGCAGAGUGGAGAAAAAGAGAAGCGCGGUGAUCGUCGUCACCCAGCACGUGACGGACGGACGGGUGACGGAGGAGAGCGAGCAGAGCUGCGAGCACUGAGCCACGAGACGUCGGGCUGCUGCUGCUGACACCCGGCACAACACAAACCACGAGACGUCGUGCUGCUGCUGCUGACACCUCGCAACGCAAACCACGAGACGUCGUGCUGCUGACACCCGGCACAACACAAACCACGAGGCGUCGUGCUGCUGCUGCUGACACCCGGCACAACACAAACCACGAGACGUCGUGCUGCUGACACCUCGCAACACAAACCACGAGGCGUCGUGCUGCUGCUGCUGACACCUCGCAACACAAACCACGAGGCGUCGUGCUGCUGCUGCUGACUCCCGGCACAACACAAACCACGAGACGUCGUGCUGCUGCUGACACCUCGCAACACAAACCACGAGGCGUCGUGCUGCUGCUGCUGACACCUCGCAACACAAACCACGAGGCGUCGUGCUGCUGCUGCUGACUCCCGGCACAACACAAACCACGAGACGUCGUGCUGCUGACACCUCGCAACACAAACCACGAGACGU
This is a messenger RNA of Petromyzon marinus (sea lamprey), 1973 nucleotides long. The record is from RefSeq and is a predicted model, not a curated record. NCBI's taxonomy places the organism in Eukaryota, Metazoa, Chordata, Hyperoartia, Petromyzontiformes, Petromyzontidae.